GGCGCCUGGAGUGCAGGCGAGCUGAGCUCUGGCCUCUGCUCUCCGCCUCUUCCCUCUCCGAGCUGAGCCCGCUGAUGGAGCACGGGGCCAGGGCUGGCUCUCAAAAAGCCUCUGGUCCCCUGUAGCCUGGUCCCCAGAGAGGGAGAGGCCCAUGCCCAGCAAAACUCUGCUGGGCCCUGCCAGCUCCCCACACCCCAUCAUGCCUCUGCUGGACGUGUUUUGGGCUUGCUUCAGGAAAGUGAAGUGCUUCCCAUUGCUGCAGGGGAGGAAGAAUGCCGAAGCUGAGGCCAAAAAAGUGUGUGGGUGGCUCCGAGCGACAGGAUUCCCCCAGUAUGCUCAACUUUUUGAAGAAGGUUCGUUUCCCCUGGAUAUUGGCUCUGUGAAGAAAGACCACAGUUUUCUGGACGAGGACUCUUUGGGGGCCCUGUGCAGGAGGCUGAUGACCUUGAACAAUUGUGCCUCGAUGAAACUGGAGGUUCAUUUUCAAUGCAAACAGAAUGAAGACUCAGAGGAGGAAGAUCAAUGUACCAUCAGCAACCACUGGGCCUUCCAGCGAGAGAGUAAGCGCUGGUCUCGUGUGGGCUCCUCCAACCUGCUGGCCCCACCAAGCCCUGGCCUGCCAGUGACCUCCAGCUGCGAGAGUGUCCUCACUGAGCUUAGCGCCACCUCCCUGCCAGCCAUCACUGUGAGCCUAGCACCCGAGCCGGUGGACCUGUCCUUACUAGGCCGUGCUCCAAGCCCAAGUGACCAGCCCUUCCUCAGCCCCACCCGGGCCCAGGAGGGUCCCAAGGACAAAACCAAGAAGCACCAUUCCCGUAGCUUCCUCAAACACCUUGAGUCUCUGAGGCGGAAGGAAAAGGGUGGCAGCCGGCAAGCAGAGCCCCAGGAUAGCUCAGCCACCCCAGAAAAGGCCACCAAAGCCUCCUCUUUCCGAAGUCGCCAUGGCUUCCUUUCAGCUGGAUUCUAUAGGGCCAAGAACCGGGCGGCCACCUCAGCCAGUGGCAGUGGCACUGAGACUCAGAGGGCCUGGGAGGCCUGGCCUGUGGCCACGUUUCAGCAUCCUCAGCGGGUACACCGGGGUGACUGCCUGGUUCAUGUGCCCAGGGACCACAAACCAGGCACAUUCCCUCGCUCCCUGUCCAUUGAGAGUCUGUGUCCUGAGGAUGGACACUGCCUGGCAGAUUGGCAGCCAGGUAGACGCUGGGGCUAUGAAGGGCGCAGGGGCUCCUGUGGCUCCACAGGCAGCCAUGCCAGCAUCUAUGACAACAUGCCUGAGCUGUACCCAGUUGAGCCUGUACUGGCUGGGGCCGAGGCUGAAGAGGAGGAGGGGGAUGGGGACAGCUACACUCACCUGGAUGACAUCCUCCAGCAUGUGUGGGGGCUGCAGCAACGGGUAGAGCUCUGGUCUCAGGCCAUGUACCCAGAUCUGGGGCCCAGAGAUAAGGAAGAGGAAGAAGAGGAGGAAGAAGAGGAAGAGGCCAGUUCAUCAGUAGAAAUAACCACCAGUGAAGUGGAAGGACAGACCCAGGCUCCAGCCCAUGAGGAGUCCCUAGCCGCGGGCCAGGUGGAUGUCCAGCCAGGAGUUCUGGCUCAGGCUCAGGCUCAGGGCCCAGCCGAGGCUGAGCUCCUGGCACAGGCAGAGGCCGAGGGCCCAGGCUUGGCCCAGGAUAAUGAGCAGGAGGCAAAUUCAGGUGGGGAACCCACCUCUGCCUCCAGCCUGUCUGUGGAAGAAGGACACUCCAUUUCUGACACUGUGGCCUCCUCCAGUGAGCUGGACAGUAGUGGGAACUCCAUGAAUGAGGCCGAGGCCACAGGGUCCCCGGCUGGACUCCAGGCAUCAGCACCCCGUGAAAGACGAGAUUCGGGCGUUGGGGCCUCACUGACCCGACCCUGCAGGAAGCUCCGUUGGCACAGCUUUCAGAACUCCCACCGGCCCAGCCUCAACUCUGAGUCACUGGAGAUCAACCGGCAGUUUGCCAGCCAGAUCCACCUCCUGCACAAGGGCUCACUGCUGCGGCUCACCGCCUUCAUGGAGAAGUACACCGUCCCCCACAAACAGGGCUGGGUUUGGUCAAUGCCCAAGUUCAUGAAGAGGAACAAGACACCGGACUACCGAGGCCAGCAUGUGUUUGGGGUGCCGCCCCUCAUCCACGUGCAGCGCACAGGUCAGCCGCUGCCCCAGAGCAUUCAGCAAGCCAUGCGAUACCUACGCAGCCAGUGCCUGGACCAGGUGGGCAUCUUCCGCAAGUCUGGCGUGAAGUCCAGGAUCCAGAACCUGCGCCAGAUGAACGAGACCUCCCCAGACAAUGUCUGCUAUGAAGGCCAGUCAGCCUAUGAUGUGGCUGACCUGCUAAAGCAGUAUUUCCGGGACCUGCCCGAGCCAAUCUUCACCAGCAAGCUCACUACAACUUUCCUGCAGAUCUACCAGCUCCUACCCAAGGAUCAGUGGUUGGCAGCCGCACAAGCUGCCACCUUGCUGCUCCCUGAUGAGAACCGAGAGGUGCUACAGACCCUGCUCUAUUUCCUAAGCGACAUUGCCUCUGCUGAGGAAAACCAGAUGACAGCCGGUAACCUGGCAGUGUGCCUGGCACCCUCCAUCUUCCACCUCAAUGUCUCCAAGAAGGAUAACCAUUCACCCAGGAUCAAGAGCAAACGCAGCCUAGUUGGCCGGCCAGGCCCUAGAGACUUGAGUGAGAACAUGGCUGCCACCCAGGGCCUAUCACACAUGAUCAGUGACUGCAAGAAACUUUUCCAGGUGCCCCAGGACAUGGUGCUGCAACUGUGCAGCUCCUACAGUGCGGCUGAGCUCAGCCCUCCUGGCCCAGCCCUGGCUGAGCUGCGGCAGGCCCGAGCUGCUGGUGUGAGCCUAAGCCUCUACAUGGAAGAGAGUGUCCAGGAGCUGCUACGUGAUGCUGCUGAGCGCUUCAAAGGCUGGAUGAGCGUGCCAGGACCCCAGCACACGGAGCUGGCUUGCAAGAAGGCACCAGACGGGCACCCUCUGCGUGUGUGGAAGGCAUCUACAGAGGUGGCAGCCCCCCCGGCCGUGGUGCUACACCGUGUCCUGCGGGAGAGGGCCCUCUGGGAUGAGGACCUACUGCGGGCUCAGGUGCUGGAAGCCCUGAUGCCGGGUGUGGAGCUGUACCACUACGUCACUGACAGCAUGGCACCCCAUCCCUGCCGCGACUUUGUGGUGCUCCGGAUGUGGCGUUCUGACCUGCCCCGUGGGGGUUGCCUGCUCGUCUCUCAGUCCCUGGAUCCUGAACAACCUGUGCCUGAGUCAGGGGUGCGGGCCCUGAUGCUCACCUCCCAGUACCUCAUGGAGCCUUGUGGCCUGGGCCGCUCCCGGCUCACCCACAUCUGCCGUGCUGACCUCAGGGGCCGUUCUCCUGACUGGUACAACAAAGUCUUCGGUCACCUGUGUGCCAUGGAGGUGGCAAAGAUCCGAGACUCCUUCCCGACCCUGCAGGCAGCUGGUCCUGAGACAAAGUUGUGAGCCUCAGCCUGGUCCAAGGGUGACGCCACCCAGGCUCCCCCUGUCCCAGGGCAGCGAGGGUGGGAUGAGAGCAGAGCAGCCCCCGAUGGAUGCUGCUUCUAGGACGGAAGCAAGCUCGGGCUGUUUCCCUUACUUCCUGAAGCUCCUCUGCACAUAGAGGGGAGGAAAAGAGAAUUUCAGUGUCAUGUCUCCACUCGACCCCAAAACCUGUGUUCUGUCUUUCUGAGAAAGGGGAGUCAAUUCAGGAACGAGAAGAUGGCUACUGCUCUCCAGGUCCACGGAGCCACCGGUCAGUCUGAAGCCUUCCCGGCUCCCCUGCCUAUAGGGCAAGGAGGCAGAGAGCAGUGUGUGUUUCCAGGUCUCAGGUGUUCCGAGAGGCCAAGCCAACGUGCUUGGUGCUAGGGUCCCUUUGAGGUUGGGCAGGAGGCUCUGGUCCUGCCUUUGGGUCCAACAUUGGCCCUGAACUGCCUUUUGCAGAGAAAUUGGACUUAAGUGAACGGACACAAGAGCAGAGCACAGGGCAGCCCCGACCACCAUGAGCUGUUGAUUUGUGUAAAUACGAUGCUGAUUUUUACGAGGCUGAUUUAAAGAGAGGGCACUGACAGGCCCCAGUAGGCGACAUGACGAUUUGGGAUAGCUUGGGAUGUGAGAGCUGGGGGGAAACUUCCUUUCUCAGGUCUCAAGAGACCAAUGAACCAGUCUCUCCUGACUCAGGCCCCACACUUUAACUGCCACUCCGUGGGGUCCUGUGUAGCCAUUGGCCACGCAUUGCCAUGUCUGGAGAGUAAACAGUCUUGCCCCCACUGCACAGGCCAAGCAAAAGCAGAUGGUGGCAAGGAGACACUGUCUGUGUCUAUGUCCUUUUUUUCCGCUCUUGUUGCCUAUGGUAAAAGGUUGACAUGACAGCCCCUUCCUCCAGCAGAGACCUGGCCCCUGGAUCAGGUGGCUGGCCAGCAAGGUGGAAGGGCCUAGUGUCAUCUCAGCUCACUGGAGCUUGAUCUCAACCUGACCUAGCCCACCCAACUGGCCAUCUUGGUUCACAUGGAAAGUCAAACGCCAGACACCAACUAGUGCUUUAUUAUUAUUAUUUUUUGGCUGAAUAAACUGGAGUGGGAUAGGUUCCAGCCAAACAGUUGUAAUUUUUAAGCCUAUUUUAUUGUACCUAUAAAUACUGUACAGUCAGAAUAUUAAAAAAUGUAUUUGUGUAUAUAUAGAUACACACACACACACACACAAAUAUAUAUAUACACACACACACACACACAUCUAUAUACACACAGACACACACGGACAUAUACAUAUUCUCUCCAGAGUGUACCAUAAUCUGUGGGUAGGAACAGAGGUCUGGAAAGCCUUAGGGGGGCAGGGCACUUAAGACAGGGGAGGUAGAGAACCAGGUCCAAGUGACUCCCUAGUGGAACAAUAAAGCAUUACAAUAGAAGCA
Molecule: messenger RNA, 4937 nt
Organism: Sus scrofa (pig)
Lineage: Eukaryota; Metazoa; Chordata; Mammalia; Artiodactyla; Suidae
Gene: STARD8
Product: StAR related lipid transfer domain containing 8
Biological process (GO): regulation of Rho protein signal transduction; signal transduction; actin cytoskeleton organization
Molecular function (GO): lipid binding; GTPase activator activity
Source: RefSeq, a predicted model, not a curated record